Cuscuta epithymum is the source of this 624-nucleotide messenger RNA. The record is from the annotation of a GenBank genome assembly. NCBI's taxonomy places the organism in Eukaryota, Viridiplantae, Streptophyta, Magnoliopsida, Solanales, Convolvulaceae.
CAUUUCAGGAGUUAUGGAUGAUACGGAGUUGUCCAACAUUGGAGUGAUUAGAUCAACAUGGAGGAGAUAAAAGCAAACAACGAUCAAAAUGUGGGAGAGGCAAAUCAAGAAAGAGCACCAAUGAAAAUAUUCUAUAAUGGUCAAGUGAUGAUGUUCAAUGAUUUUCCAGCUGAGAAGGCUAAGGAAGUUAUUGCAUUGGCUAUGAACACCCAAAUCCCCAACAUCUUACCUUGUACUGAUGCUAAUCCUGUUUCUAAGGCUGUUUCUGGUUUUGGAAAGCAGAUACCUUAUUCUGAUUUGCCCAUUGCUAGGAGGAGUUCCCUUGUCAGGUUCUUGGAGAAGAGAAAGCACAGGAUUACAUCCAAGGCACCAUACGAGAAAAGGAACUGUGUGGGGGGAGCUUCUUCAGAGCAAGAAAAAAACAAGGAAUGGCUGGGGUUGGCUGCCCAGUUUCCAGUGAAAUCUGAGGCUCAGUUAUCGUGAUUUUUGUUUGAUCAUUGAUGUGUAUAUGCUCUGAGAGCUUGAAUUAUAUAUACUUGAAUUGGGGCAUUAGAAUGGUUUAAUGGCACUUUAUUAGAAAUAUUGACUGUUUGUUUGUGUUAUGCCAUUCUAUUAUCAAUUAAU